Messenger RNA from Tilletiaria anomala UBC 951, 2484 nucleotides. RefSeq names its product putative PAP1-poly(A) polymerase. NCBI's taxonomy places the organism in Eukaryota, Fungi, Basidiomycota, Exobasidiomycetes, Georgefischeriales, Tilletiariaceae. Gene Ontology annotation, cellular component: nucleus. The coding region runs from base 378 to 2384 and encodes 668 amino acids. The transcript has 5 exons. Gene Ontology annotation, molecular function: poly(A) RNA polymerase activity; RNA binding. The record is from RefSeq and is a predicted model, not a curated record.
AUUUCUUCCAGUCUGAGUUGGCCGCAAGGAACUUGCCAGGUGGUUCGCUGAAUGCUGUAAGCUCAAGCCGCUGAGGACACCUCCAAGAGGCCAUUCGCGCACAGCUGUCUUUCUUUUGUUGGGGUGGCCGCCUCGCGCGGCAGUUGAUGCGCCGCGGUGCCGUCGCAAUCAGUUCCUCACUUGAAUCGAGCUUACAGUUUCGCCUUGGACCGAGUCUCGCAGUCGCAACGUCUGCUGUAUCCGCAGUUGUGCAUCGCACGAUACGCUUUGUCACAGCCUCCUUUCCACCGACUCCAUUGCUGCUUGCAAGUGGACUCCCUCAGGAAUCAGGACGUGCUACCACUUGACAUCUAUUGCAGUCCGGCUUUUCAGACACCAUGGCGGCCAAUGCAAAUGGAAUUGCUGCCGAUGGAAGCAGUGGGACCCCCGGAAAGCAGCUGGGAAUCACUCCGCCGAUUUCUCUCACCGGCCCAACAGAAAGGGAGAUUCAGAUCACCGAAAGCCUUGUGGAAGAGCUGAAGAAGCGAAACAUGUUCGAGAGCCCAGCAGAGAGCAAGGUCAGGGAAGUGGUCUUAGGCAAGCUAGAUGCUCUUGUCAAAGACUUUGUUUACCGCGUCUCCCUCGAAAAGGGCAUGUCCGAGUCGCUCGCAAGGACAGCAGGCGGUAAGAUCUUCACCUUUGGAUCCUAUCGACUCGGCGUGCACGGCCCGGGCUCGGAUAUCGACACAUUAUGCGUAGUGCCAAAGCACGUUCAGCGCGAAGACUUUUUUCGUCUUCUUCCCGAAAUGCUCAAGGCCAGACCAGAGGCUACAGAUGUGGCGCCGGUACCAGAUGCUUAUGUCCCACUCAUCGGAUUGAAAUUCUCCGGCAUCUCGAUCGACUUCACCUUUGCGCGUCUGGCUCUUCAGCGGGUGGACGACUCUCUCAUCCUUGAAGACUCAAAUCUGCUCAAGAAUUUGGACGAGCGAGACGUUCGCAGUCUCGGAGGGUCCCGUGUCACCGACGACAUCCUGCGACUCGUGCCGAAUGUGAAUACUUUCCACACCGCAUUGCGAUGUGUCAAGUUGUGGGCACAGCGGCGAGCAAUCUACUCGAACGUGAUGGGCUUCCUUGGUGGUGUGGCCUGGGCAAUGCUGGUCGCUAGAAUAUGCCAACUGUAUCCCAACACGUCAGCUGGUGCGAUCGUUGGACGGUUCUUCAUCAUUUUCGCGCAAUGGAACUGGCCACAGCCCGUUAUGCUCAGACAGAUCGAAGAAGGGCCCCUACAAGUCCGGGUGUGGAACCCGAAGCUAUACCCAAGUGACAGGCUGCAUCGUAUGCCCAUCAUUACUCCAGCAUACCCGUCGAUGUGCUCGACGCACAACGUCAGCCAAUCAACACAGACAAUCAUGACCCAAGAGUUCAAGCGCGGAGCGCAGAUCUUCAACGAAAUCGCUCUUGGCACAAUGCAGUGGAGCGAGCUGUUCGAUAAGCACGACUUUUUCUACAAGUACAAGUAUUAUUUGCAAGUGAUUGCCUCCUCUGGCUCAGCGGACCUCCAGCUCAAGUGGUCAGGUCUGGUGGAAAGCAAAUUAAGACAGCUGGUCAACAAGCUUGAGUUCACACAGGGGCUUCUGUUGUCUCACCCUUUUGUCAAGGGCUUCGACCAGGUUAGCAUCACGCACACAGAGGAGGAGAUUCGGCAAGUCGCGACUGGCACCAUCCCCGAAGCUGUCGCUGCUCGCACAAUGGUCGAAGAUCUACCGAAGCAAGAAGAAGAGGCGAAAGAGAAGGCAGAAGAGCCGAAGGAUGAGGACAGCAAGAAAGGGCAUCGAAUCAUCUGGACCACCACCUUUUACAUUGGAUUGGCCGUGGCGCCAAAAGAUUACAACUCGAGUGGGGCGCGCAAACUGGACAUCAGCUUUCCAACUCAGCAGUUCAUGUCAGUCGUCAAGCAAUGGGACCAGUUUGAGGAAUCUGCCAUGGGAAUUAUUGUCCGGCAUAUCAAAAACACUGAGCUUCCGAAAUACGUCUUUGACGGUGAUGACAAGCCGCCGCCAAAGAGUCUCAAGCGGCCAAAGGGUAAGAACAGUAAGGCGAGUUCCUCCGCUCCAGAUGACGACAGCAAUCGUAAGCGAGCAAAAACAGGGCACACCGUCGCAGCAGACGGGACUGCUGCGCUUCCACUCGCCAGUAACGGCGCCGCCGCUUCGGCUGAUGCAGGGUGUCUUGCGAUAAAUUCAACAGAUGCGGCAGCACCCGCAGCUGCUAACACGGCUGAUGACAGCCUUCCACCGCUGCCUGUGCAACCUGGAAAAGCGGCGGCCGAGGUGGUAAACUUCCAACUUGCAACUGGAGUCGCGCCGGCCACUAUCAGCUCGACGCCAGCGGGCCCGGUGGCCUGAUUCACUAGCUAUCCACGAGAUCGCAUGCUCGCUCGUCCUACCAUUCCCUACCUUGCACCGCGCAAUGGAUGUAUUGUACUUGGUAAUUACAAAAAUGUAG